Messenger RNA from Cheilinus undulatus (humphead wrasse), 6072 nucleotides. Its product is annotated as phospholipid-transporting ATPase IA. The transcript has 38 exons. The coding region runs from base 328 to 3828 and encodes 1166 amino acids. The record is from RefSeq and is a predicted model, not a curated record. NCBI's taxonomy places the organism in Eukaryota, Metazoa, Chordata, Actinopteri, Labriformes, Labridae. Gene Ontology annotation, molecular function: ATP binding; ATPase-coupled intramembrane lipid carrier activity; magnesium ion binding. Gene Ontology annotation, cellular component: plasma membrane. Gene Ontology annotation, biological process: phospholipid translocation.
UCCUGCUAUACUGAAGGCGUCUAUCGGUUUUACAAUCCGCCGUGUGAACCGGGAUGCAGGCGGAUCCAUGAAGCCGUGGGCUCCCGGGCAUGUUUCUGUCACUAUCAGGAAAUGAAUGUUGUUUAUAAAACCUCGCCUUUACCUCUCAUUAGUAGUGAACAGGCAGCAGUAUCCGCAUGAGAGAGACUCCUCUGUUGAUUUUUUAGCCGUUAAUUUGAAAUUCUUUGACGGUUGAGAGGAGCAGCAGCAGCAGCGGCGGCCACAGGGAGCAGAACUAACAAGCCGCGGCCGCUUGACAGGUGCCGUCGCCCGGCUCUGCGUGGGGAGAUGCCGCCCGUCCAGAGAACGAUGUCCGAUCUUCGUACCCGGGCGGAGGGAUAUGAAAAGACAGAGGACACAUCAGAAAAGACGUCCUUAGCUGACCAAGAAGAUGCCCGACUGAUAUACCUCAAUCAGCCGCAGUUCACCAAGUUCUGCAGCAAUCGGGUCAGCACAGCCAAAUAUAAUGUCCUCACCUUCCUCCCCCGGUUCCUCUACUCACAGUUCAGGAGGGCGGCCAAUGCCUUCUUUCUCUUCAUUGCACUCUUGCAGCAAAUCCCAGAUGUGUCUCCCACUGGUCGCUGGACCACACUGGUGCCGCUGCUCUUCAUCCUGGUGGUGGCUGCUGUCAAAGAGAUCAUUGAAGAUCUGAAACGACACAAUGCUGACAGUGUUGUCAACAAAAAGGAAUGUCAAGUACUGAGAAAUGGUGCCUGGGAGAUCGUGCACUGGGAGAAGGUGGCUGUUGGGGAAGUAGUCAGAGCUGCCAAUGGAGAUCACCUCCCGGCUGACCUCGUCAUUCUGUCGUCCAGUGAACCACAGGGUAUGUGCUACAUCGAAACAUCAAAUUUGGACGGAGAAACCAACCUUAAAAUCAGACAGGGUCUCCAAGUAAGUGCAGACUUAAAGGACAUCGACAGCCUGAUGCGUCUCUCUGGAAGGAUGGAGUGCGAGAGCCCGAACCGCCACCUCUAUGAGUUUGUUGGAAACAUCCGUCUGGAUGGACACAGCACCAUCCCACUGGGUCCGGACCAGAUCUUACUGAGAGGAGCUCAGCUGAGGAACACCCAGUGGGUGCAUGGUGUGGUGGUCUACACAGGACAUGACACUAAGCUCAUGCAGAAUUCCACCCGUCCUCCUCUGAAGCUGUCCAACGUGGAGCGCAUCACCAACUUUCAGAUCCUCGUUCUGUUUGGCUGCCUGCUGGCCAUCUCUCUGGUCUGCUCGAUAGGCCAAACCAUCUGGAAGUACCAGUACGGCAACGAUGCCUGGUACAUGGAUCUCAACUCUCCAGAUGGCGGGGCGGCAAACUUUGGCCUCAACUUCCUCACCUUCAUCAUCCUCUUCAACAACCUGAUCCCCAUCAGUCUGCUGGUCACCCUGGAAGUUAUCAAGUUCAUCCAAGCCUUUUUCAUCAACUGGGACACUGAUAUGCUUUAUGAGCCGACUAACACCCCUGCCAUGGCUCGGACGUCCAAUCUGAAUGAGGAAUUAGGCCAGGUGAAGUACAUUUUCUCUGACAAGACCGGGACCCUAACCUGCAACGUGAUGCAGUUCAAGAAGUGCACCAUCGCCGGCGUGGCUUAUGGUCACGUCGCUGAGGCUGAGGAGGGUAGUUUUGCAGAGGACGACUGGCACAGCACGCAGUCAUCAGAAGAGGCAGGAUUUAAUGACCCCAGCUUACUGGAAAACCUCCAGAGUAAUCAUCCUACAGCUUCUGUCAUCCAGGAGUUCAUGACCAUGAUGGCCAUCUGUCACACUGCAGUCCCUGAGCGCAUGGAUGGAAAUAUCACCUACCAGGCAGCCUCUCCAGAUGAGGGAGCUCUGGUGAGAGCAGCGAGAAACCUUGGCUUUGUGUUUUCAGGUCGAACCCCAGACAGCGUCAUUGUGGAGAUGCUCGGUACGGAGGAGAAAUAUGAACUGCUACACGUGCUGGAGUUUACAAGCGCGAGGAAGAGGAUGUCAGUCAUCAUGCGCACCCCAUCUGGAAAGAUCCGCCUCUACUGCAAAGGAGCUGACACGGUGAUCUAUGACCGCCUGGCAGACAGCUCCAGGUACAAAGAGAUCACAUUGAAGCACCUGGAGCAGUUUGCAACUGAAGGGCUGCGCACUCUGUGCUUUGCGGUUGCAGACGUCAGCGAGUCGUCCUAUCAGCAGUGGCAGGAGAUCCACCACAGAGCCUGCACCUCCCUGCAGAACAGAGCCCUGAAACUGGAGGAGAGCUACGAAUUGAUAGAGAAGAACCUGCAGCUUCUGGGAGCCACAGCCAUAGAGGACAAGCUCCAGGAUAAAGUCCCCGAGACCAUUGAGACUCUGAUGAAGGCAGACAUCAAGAUCUGGAUCCUGACAGGGGACAAACAGGAAACGGCUAUCAAUAUUGGACAUUCCUGCAAACUGCUGACCAAGAACAUGGGCAUGCUCGUGAUCAAUGAGGACACACUGGAUAGAACAAGAGAAACGCUCAGCCAUCACUGUGGACUGCUGGGAGAUGCCCUCUACAAAGAGAACGACUUUGCUCUCAUUAUUGAUGGAAAGACUCUGAAAUACGCCCUGACGUUUGGAGUGCGACAGUACUUCCUGGACCUCGCCCUGUCCUGUAAAGCUGUCAUCUGCUGCAGAGUAUCUCCUCUCCAGAAGUCUGAGGUGGUGGAAAUGGUUAAGAAGCAGGUGAAGGUGAUCACACUGGCCAUCGGUGACGGUGCCAACGACGUGGGGAUGAUCCAGACAGCUCAUGUUGGUGUGGGAAUCUCCGGUAACGAAGGCCUGCAGGCGGCAAACUCCUCUGACUACUCUAUUGCCCAAUUCAAAUACUUGAAGAAUCUGCUACUGGUCCACGGAGCCUGGAACUACAACCGUGUGGCCAAGUGUAUCCUGUACUGCUUCUACAAGAACAUCGUCCUCUACAUCAUCGAGAUCUGGUUUGCAUUCGUCAAUGGCUUCUCAGGGCAGAUCCUGUUUGAACGCUGGUGCAUCGGCUUGUACAAUGUGAUCUUCACUGCUCUGCCUCCACUCACUCUGGGAAUUUUUGAGCGCUCCUGCAGGAAAGAAAACAUGCUGAAAUAUCCUGAACUCUACAAAACCUCCCAGAAUGCCAUGGGCUUUAACACCAAGGUCUUCUGGGCCCAUUGUCUGAACGGCCUCUUCCACUCCGUCAUCCUCUUCUGGUUCCCCCUCAAAGCCUUCCAGCAUGAUACGGUUUUUGGCAACGGAAGAACUCCAGACUAUCUUCUCUUAGGCAACAUGGUUUACACGUUUGUGGUCAUCACAGUUUGUCUUAAAGCCGGCUUGGAGACCUCGUCCUGGACCAUGUUCAGCCACAUCGCCAUCUGGGGAAGCAUCGGCCUAUGGGUGGUGUUUUUCAUUAUCUACUCCUCUCUGUGGCCCCUCAUCCCCCUGGCUCCUGACAUGUCUGGAGAGGCGGACAUGAUGUUCAGGUCGGGGGUCUUCUGGAUGGGCCUGUUCUUCAUCCCUGUCACCUCGCUGGUCUUUGACGUAACCUACAAAGUGGUGAAGAAGGUGUGUUUCAAGACUCUGGUGGAUGAGGUUCAGGAGCUGGAGGCUUUAUCCAAAGACCCUGGAGCAGUGGUGCAUGGAAAGAGUUUGACCGAGAGGGCCCAGCUCCUGAAGAACGUCUUCAAGAAGAGCACGGUCAGCUUAUACCGCUCUGACUCCAUGCAGCAGAACCUGCUCCAUGGUUACGCCUUCUCUCAAGACGAGAACGGAGUGGUGUCUCAGUCUGAGGUCAUCAGGGCGUACGACACCACCAAACAGAGGACCAACGAGUGGUGAGCCGCCAUCCAACCUGGAGCCACAGCCGCCGCCGUUUCUGUUGGCGACAUUUCAAGCUUAACGGGGCACGAGGAGGAGAGCUGCGCGUGGGUGCCUCCUGCACUGAAGGGAUUUUUGGGAAAAUGAAACAGAGGAGAGUGACGUCUUUGAAAAAGGGAAGAAAAAAAAACAAGGAACAAAAAUGAAAUGUGUUCACUAUCAGCUGUAGUUGUUUGUCCAGCAGACAUGAUGAGCACUGUGCUUUCUUUAGCAGUCUGUGGUCUGAAGUUCUUCACUCGUCCCGCUCAUUUUAUGGGGGUGAAUGUCUCCUUUCUAUUGAUUACAACCUAAAAUUGUCGGAUCUCCUGAGUUAAAACACUGGAUGAUGUUUAGUUUUGAAAGAUUGCCAAAGAGCAGUCGUGUAUACAAUCUUCCAAGAACUAGUGAAUUGGGAAAACCAAAUGUAAUGACACUUGUGAGUGUAUUUCAGCACUAAAGGGACCACUUCAGAGCAGACAUUUGUAACAUUUUAGUUGUUUUUGCACUUAAGGAGCAUCUCUUAUGUAAAGCCUUACAUUUGCUCAUGCCUUCAUCCUCGUUUCUUUACUGUUUUUUAGUUUCACUUUUAAACUAUGUAGAUAUCGUGCCUGGUUUUACUUCUUUUAUUCUGGUUUUAUUUUUUAAAGACAUUGCCGUAGUCCUGUUUCCACCGCUUUCUACAGCAGAAGCAGACACUAGCAUUCCACACGUCACUCCUGUCUCAACAAUCACAACGGUGCCUACGUCGAACUUUUCCCUCAUAGAAGAAUAGCCAAGAGUAGUUUAGCCAGCUAGCUUAGACCAGUGCUCCACCUGCUGAAGACUAAACCACCGUCUCCCACUCACAGUAUUGCACUCGUACAAUGUGAAAACUACAGAGUGCCUUGUGGCACAUGUUUAAACGACGAUUUGUUCCUACAGAGGUGAACUGGACGCUCUCUGACGGUCUCACAGCGGUGAUAGAGAAUCCCUUAAAAUGGAGAUUUUAUCCUUCUAACAUAAGUGCCAUUAGCUUAAGGGAGAGUGAAAUAUUAGCCAGGAACUCCACGACUUUAUCAAACUACUUUGUCUCUAUAGUUAUUUUGUGGAUUUGUAUUUUUAUAUUGGAGAUGUAUGACUUUUGCAUUGACUGGCUUUGUAAUGAACUGUCACUGUAACUCUUGUUUUUCUUCCUCUGAUAAACUGGCAGGUUAGAGUAGAUCGAAUGAGGAACGGAGCUUUCUUAAAUGUCUUGUUAUCAUUAUUAAUAUUGUUACAGCUUGAUUUAUUUAUAAUGACUACUUCAUGUCUGUGUAAUUGCUUUCUUCUCCCUAUGGGAGAUCAGAUUUCUGACCGUGUGUGUGACUGCGUGCGUCGGUUUAUCGCCUGCAUGUGCAUGUGCCGUAUGUGUGCGUGUGCCACCUCUACCGUGUCUCUGUAUGCACUGCAUGUCUGUGUCCUCUAUGUGAGACUGGGGGGGGGUCUCUGCCCUCCCAGUCCUCCCAGUGUGUUUCCGUAAUGAGUGUGCGUACGUGCGUCCGUCUGCACGACUCCAGGUAAAGCUACGCCGUUUCUGCUGAUGCAUGGCCCCUGUACGGGAGCGCGUGAAUGUGUGCGUGUUUGUGGUCAAACUCUCGGCCUGGACUGUGAGAGUUUUUGAUGCUGAGCUCGCUUCGACAGGAGAUGUUGCACAAAGCACUCGAUGUACCUUUCCAGUAGUGAAUCUCUGGUAUUCUCUGCUUUCAGUAUUUGAUUUCUCUUCAGUGUUUGUAACUCGUUUUCUACACGCAGUGUUCGGCUGCUUUACAAAAACGCUUUUUUGUGUUGAGUGAGGGUUUCUUUUUCCUCAGCUGGUCUUUCGGUGUCAGCGAUUUAAUUGGUCGUCAUCUCGUCCAAAAGUUUCCAAACUGCUGAAUGUGGAUGUCACUGUCGUCGUGGAAGGCUUUGGGACUGUUGCUUUCUUUUUUUCAGAAAACAUAGAAACUCACGUUGUUGUCUGUGAAAGUCGUGGGCUGCAUGAAUGGAUAACACAAACUGUUCUCUGAAAUGUUAACUGUACUACUUUGAUUCUCCCUCGAGUGUCGAUCACGCCACACGAGAGGAAAAAAACGCACCUUUAACUUUCUGUUGGAUAUUAGGUUCUUUUCCGUCAUUUUGUUCAAUGAUUGUUCUGCAUGUUGGGACUGCAAACUUAUAAGUGUUGUCUUUUACUGCCAUGAAGGACUACUGAAAUAAACUUUACAAUCA